Sinocyclocheilus grahami is the source of this 4330-nucleotide messenger RNA. RefSeq lists its product as uncharacterized. The transcript is spliced from 4 exons. The record is from RefSeq and is a predicted model, not a curated record. Gene Ontology annotation, cellular component: cytoplasm; nucleus. Gene Ontology annotation, biological process: response to muscle activity; regulation of DNA-templated transcription. Bases 107 to 2809 code for a protein of 900 amino acids. NCBI's taxonomy places the organism in Eukaryota, Metazoa, Chordata, Actinopteri, Cypriniformes, Cyprinidae.
GGGGUUUGGAAGGUGAGCCAAGUCCGCGUCGGAUCAACAUUGAAGUGUUUUCCAAGCAUAACUGACAACUAAAGAUGUCAUAAAAAACAUUUUGAACUCAACUGCAAUGGAUGACUUAGACCACAGUGUGCUGAUAGCAGAGCAGGACUGGGACUGUUUCUGUACAGACAGUGAGGAAUGUUCUGUUCAGCAGGCCAAGCUUGCAGCCUUAGAUGAGUCUGGCUUCAGUGACACUGACGAUGACAAAACCUCUGUCCACGUGUCAUCUCUUUCCAGCCAGACCAGCCCUGAUCAACUCUGUGAGAAAGAUAGUGUAGAAGUACAAAAACAACAACAAAUAAGAGAAUGUAAAUUAGAACAUACAUCUGAGCACUCAGAGUUUACUGAACAUCCUAAACCAAAUGCAGAGCCACAGAAUACCAGGUCCGCUGAGCAGAUGUCCGAUACUGGAGCAAAUGAACCAGGGGCUACAUGUGAAUGUCACAACAAAGCUAAUGAAGACAGCAACCUGAAUGGUGAGAAUCAAUCAAGCCAAGCCACAACCAAGCCAGUCUCUGAAAUCUCUAUAGAAGAUAUAAAGCAUGAAAAGAGAAAGGAUGGUAUAGAAACGUUAACUGAGGAGACGGACUGUUCACCAGUGGCCCAAAAAGAGAAGGAACGUUGGUUUGUGACCGUAAAUGACAGCCCAGUCCGCCUGAGAGUAAAGGAUCCCAACUCGGUCAAAAAAAAAAAAAGAUGGAAAAAAAAACCUUCUAAAAACUUUAGACAGAAUAGCGGAGUGACAGAGAGGUGUUCUUCCUUAAAUAACAAUACAGAACCAGAUAAAGAAAUUACUGAGAGACAAACAACGCAGGACAAAUUUGAACAAGAACAUUUUUCUUCUGACUCACCCAAUAUUCAAAACGUACUUCAUAUCCAAGAUGUUAAAUGUAUUUCGCCCCCUGGAUCACCUGAGGAUGAAGGGGGAAAAACAAGCUGUCCUAUUAGUCUAAAAAAGAAAAGCAUGUCAGAAAUGCCAGAAGCUAACUUGCAAAGAAAUCCUGCCGACUCCCUAAAUUCACAGACCAUAUUUAAAGAUCUCAGUGGCCCUUUGCCACAGUACUGGGAUCGUGAAAGCGCUGUGUGUGAUAAAUAUGACAAAUCCAUAGUAGAUAUUAACUGUGAAUGUCAACAUUCAACUGAUAAUUUAAGCCACUUUAAUAAUGACACAGGGGUGGAAAGUCAGAGAUUUAUUCUGGGUGCCUCUAAACCCUCUGCUCCUUCAGAUACUGAAGGAGAAAAAACAGAACAGCAAGAGCCCUCGGGACAGACUUAUAAUAGAGAAGAAUCAUCCCAAUCGUCCCAAGAGACACAAUCCUCCAGUAACAGCGCCAAGACUUCAGGUCCAACUCGACCCAUAUUUGCCAUUUCCUCAUUUUGGGAUGAAAUGGAAAAACUGACAAUAAAUGAUAUUUUGCAACUUAGAAUAGCCAAUAACAGGUCUCUACUGACAGAAAGCAUCAUUCCAGAAGAAAGCAGCCCUGUGGUCGCUGUCGAUGCUCAGCUUCCAGAUAGGGGUGAGGUGGAAUCUAAAGAUGAUAGUUUAGAAGAUGGCCUGGUAGACGACGCAGCAGAUUCAGACUAUUUCACACAUUUGGAUGACUCUAAACCAGACAGAUCGAGCUGUGAAUUCUCAGCUUACUCUGAUUUCGAUGAUGAGUUUCUACAACUUCUUCAUGCAAGUGCAAACCCUAGCCCUGAACCCCUUGAAGGCAAAGAGCAAACCCAACGUUUUCUUGAGUCUGGCAUAGAUUCAGAAGAAACUUGGCCAAGUGAAUCAAAUGAGAUGGUGAAGCUGUGUCCUGAGAGUGAUCCCUCACUAUAUUUGUAUUCAGAGACAGAAGCAGAAAUGCAGGAUGUAUUUUUAACAGCUAAAGAAGACAACAACAUGAAUACCUUUCUAUUGGACCACUGUAGCACAAGGAGAUCAACGCCAUCACCAGUUUUAUCGAUUUCUGAUAUUCUAGACGAUCAGUGUCUGCUGUCUUUCUUCGAAAUCUUGAGAAGUGACACCAAAGCAGAGCAAUACCAAACUUGGAUCCCAGAAAGUAACACUUCGCUUUGUUUUUCACAGAGCUUAUCUGUGGCUGAGACUUAUGAUGACUUCUUCUCAGAUUUUGAAGUUGGGAAUGUUCUCUUUCCUUCAGUUCAAGUUUCAACAAAGAGCGAGAAAACAUUGGUACCGAUCUAUUCCUCUUCUCAUUCAGUGGUGAAAGACCUAGAAUUUCCAGAGGUAGAAGAGGUGAUACAGUCGGAUUGUGAAGACGAGAAUGCCCCAGUCCAAGUUAUGAGGUGUACAAGCCCUUCUGAAACAUCAAACAUGUGCUUUAUCACUAGUCGGAGAAGUACCUGGAGAAAACUUUCUCUGAGACACACAAAACUUCUAAUGGGAAGGACCUGGUAUAGGAUGGCCACCUCUUGGGGUUUUCCCAAGACAGUUGACACAGUCUACAGUUAUAGAACAAGAACAUCAUCAAGUUCUUCUAUAGCUCAGCCAAUGCUUCCAGAGCUUUUCCUAGACAACCAGGCCCUUGAACAAACGACAGAACAUCAGAUACAUGUUGGGGCAACUUUUGCAAAUGCAGAUAGAGAUUGCUUCCUUUUUUCAUUAAAGCAAGCAGACAUGUGCCUUGUUUGCAUUGCUUUUGCGUCUUGGGCACUGAAGUCAAGCAACCCACAAUCUAACGACAUGUGGAAAGCAGCUCUUCUGGCAAAUGUGAGUGCGAUCUCUGCCAUCCAGUACUUGCGGCGAUAUGUAAAAGAAGGAUGAACCAUAAAAAUCUAAUAUUAGAGCUUUCUGAGGAUUUCUCACAAGGGGCCAGUGUACAGGAAAGGGUUAAUUUUGCACAAAUUCACAACAAACACUUUAGUAAAUACACAUAUUAGAUUGUAUUCCAUAUUUACUAACAGUCUAAUAUUUUCAUGUUUAAUAUAUUCAUGUUACAAAAUAGGUGUUCAAUCAAUAAAUAACUUAUCAAAGGACAAUUUUGUUAAAAAAAAAAAAAAAAAGCAUACAAAGCAAAGGAGAAAACAUUCGUUUUUCCCCCCAUACAAACACUUGUUCAGUUAGAAGACAUAUAUUGCUUUAGAUAUGAUGUUGAUAUGGACCAGAAAUGAAAACUGGUAAGUUUUGCGUCAAUUAUAUUCAGGACUCAAGCUGUGCUAUACAUAUUUAUGUAACUAACAAGUAAACUGUUUUGCAGUGUACAUAUAAAAAACAUUUUCAAUGAUAAUCACUCUAGAUGCAUCUAUUAAAUGCAUAAACAUCAUGCGGCCAAAGCUUUAAAAAAAAGUUCAUAUAGUUUUUCAGUGAAGAAACAGAUUUGAGCACAUUUCAUGAAGAAUAUAAAUUUGCACAUAAAAUAUAGUUGGAAGUUCAGGAGGUAUCAGAAAGUGCCAGAAAAAUAUGACUGCUGCUGAGUGUCAAAUAUUUCUAUCACACAUAAGCAAAGACUGGUGUCAGUGUAUUAAGUGUAUAUGAAACAGCCUCACAAAAUUAUGCUUACAAAUAACAAAUGAAUUUAUUACUAAAAGAAAAUGUACUGAUGAAAAAAUGAAAAGAUCCGAGUUGACUGUGUUCAUAUGACAUGAUAAAGGAUGAGUAAAAAUAAUUCUUUAAUAAUAAUACUUUUUGGCAGUUUUGGAAAAAGUGACCCAUCAAAGUUCCACAAUAAUGGCAUUAACAGAUAACACUCAUCAACUGUCUGCUUCAACACACAAAACAAUGGCACUACAUUUCAUGAUUUCUAUUGUUAUUUUAACAAUUAAUAGUAGUGCACAACAAUACACUUGUAUUGCAUUAAACCAUCACAAAAUUACUCUUUCUCUCUCUAUUGUGUUUAUAAUGAAUUUCAUCUUAUUGUGAGAAUGCUGUGCUCUUUCCCAACCAGCCUGCCUAUGAAAAUGUAACUUACUAAACAGUAGCCUGGUUGUUUAAUUGGCCAAGUGCACAUGCUAGGACUGAAACUGGUAUUGAGGAUACCGUUAAAUAUGCCAUAUGCAUUUUAUUGCUAACUGUAGGUACCUCUCCAUAAAUUAACUUCCUAAACUUCUGUGCCAAGUAGGGAGGACCCAGAAAUUGACCUGCUCUAUCAAAUUGUGUCCUUAAGCAUGGCGGUAAACACUGCAAGCAGGUGACUGUUGGCCUGAUCAGUCUUCCACAGCAUCGUAUGACCAUGGCAGUAAAGCGACUGUUCUGCAGAGCUGGAUAAGCUCUGUUCCCAGACAGUGGAAAUUGUCCCAUUAAUUAUCCCAUUAAUAAUGUAGACCUAGAUUUGGUCUACAUUAUUAA